This is a messenger RNA of Kluyveromyces lactis, 903 nucleotides long. It is a transcript of the gene GGC1, whose product is annotated as Ggc1p. Lineage: Eukaryota; Fungi; Ascomycota; Saccharomycetes; Saccharomycetales; Saccharomycetaceae. Gene Ontology annotation, cellular component: mitochondrion. The transcript has a single exon. Gene Ontology annotation, molecular function: guanine nucleotide transmembrane transporter activity. Bases 1 to 903 code for a protein of 300 amino acids. The record is from RefSeq and is a predicted model, not a curated record.
AUGACUACCAACGAUAAGAAACAAUCGGGUUUGGCCCGUGUCUUAGGUUCAGCUUCUGCUGGUAUCUUGGAAAUUGGUGUUUUCCAUCCUGUGGACACUAUUUCCAAGAGAUUGAUGUCAAACCAUACCAAGAUUGCCUCGACCUCUCAAUUGAACAGUGUUAUUUUCCGUGACUUUGCAUCUGAACCAUUGGGUAGACGUUUGUUGUCUUUGUUCCCUGGUUUGGGGUACGCUGCUGCCUAUAAGAUCUUGCAACGUGUUUACAAGUACGGUGGUCAACCAUUUGCCAAUGAGUUUUUGAACAAGAACUUCAAGGGUGAUUUCGAUCAAGCUUUUGGUGAAAAGACCGGUAAAGCCUUGAGAUCUGCUACUGCCGGUUCUUUGAUCGGUAUCGGUGAAAUUGUGCUAUUGCCAUUGGAUGUCUUGAAGAUCAAGAGACAAACUAACCCAGAGUCUUUCAAGGGUAGAGGUUUCCUAAAGAUCAUCAAGGAUGAAGGGUUUGGUUUGUACCGUGGUUGGGGUUGGACCGCUGCCAGAAACGCUCCAGGUUCUUUCGCUUUAUUCGGUGGUAACGCCUUCGCCAAGGAAUAUAUCUUGGGUUUGAAGGAUUACGGUCAAGCUACUUGGAGUCAGAACUUCGUCUCUUCGAUUGUUGGUGCUUCUGCUUCAUUAAUUGUCAGUGCACCAUUGGAUGUUAUCAAGACCAGAAUUCAAAAUAGAAACUUUGAUAACCCAGAGAGUGGUUUCAAAAUUAUCAAGAACACUUUGAAGAACGAAGGUUUCACUGCAUUCUUCAAGGGUUUGACUCCUAAGCUACUGACCACCGGUCCAAAGUUAGUGUUCUCCUUCGCUCUGGCUCAAACUUUGAUUCCAAUCUUUGAUAACUUGGUCUCUAAGAAAUAA